Zophobas morio is the source of this 1727-nucleotide messenger RNA. Its product is annotated as T-complex protein 1 subunit eta-like. The record is from RefSeq and is a predicted model, not a curated record. The transcript is spliced from 14 exons. Gene Ontology annotation, cellular component: chaperonin-containing T-complex. Bases 33 to 1673 code for a protein of 546 amino acids. Gene Ontology annotation, biological process: protein folding. Gene Ontology annotation, molecular function: ATP hydrolysis activity; ATP binding; ATP-dependent protein folding chaperone. NCBI's taxonomy places the organism in Eukaryota, Metazoa, Arthropoda, Insecta, Coleoptera, Tenebrionidae.
CAUCCUUUUUUUUGCAGACUAUCUCAAGAAGUAUGGGGUAUGCUUUGCGCCCUCCUAUCAUUCUUUUGAAAGAGGGAACAGACACUUCACAAGGAAAAGCGCAGCUUAUAUCAAACAUAAAUGCUUGUGAAGCACUUGUAGACACCAUUAGAACCACUUUAGGCCCUAGGGGGAUGGAUAAGCUCAUUGUGGAUGGAAAAGGUAAGGUAACUAUCUCAAAUGACGGGGCUACCAUCAUGAAGUUACUAGAUGUUGUCCAUCCGGCGGGUCAUGUCCUCGUUGACAUCGCAAAAUCUCAGGAUGCUGAAAUUGGAGAUGGGACCACCAGUGUUGUACUGCUAGCAGGAGCUUUUUUGAAAGAAUGUAAACCAUUUAUCGAGGAAGCUGUACAUCCUCAAGUCAUUGUGCGCUCUUUUCGGCUUGCCACUCAGUUGGCUUUAAAUCGGAUCGACGAAGUUGCUGUAAAACACUCUUUCAAGGAUCCCACAGAAAAAAGAGCGCUUCUUGAGAAGGUGGCCUUUACGUCCAUGUCCUCCAAACUUAUUAGUACGCACAAAGAAUUCUUUUCAAAGCUUGUCGUGAAUGCCGUCUCUGUUCUGAAUGCUGAUCUUCCCCUGGAUAUGAUCGGCAUCAAGAAAGUUCCCGGUGGUUCUUUCGAGAGUUCUUUUCUGGUUCGAGGGGUCGCCUUCAAAAAAGCUUUUUCCUAUGCAGGAUUCGAAAUGGCUCCCAAAAAGUAUGACAAUCCGUUGGUUUGCUUGUUGAACAUCGAGCUUGAAUUAAAAGCCGAGCGCGAUAAUGCCGAAAUUCGUGUAGACAAUGUGGAGGAAUAUCAAAGAAUUGUCGAUGCCGAGUGGACCAUUCUUUACCAGAAGCUUCAAAGAAUUGUUGAAUCCGGUGCCAAAGUUGUUCUUUCAAAGUUACCUAUCGGAGACGUAGCUACUCAGUUCUUUGCCGAUCGCGACGUUUUCUGCGCCGGUCGAAUCCCCGACGACGAUAUGAGGCGAACGGCGAAGGCUUGCAGCGGCUCUGUCCAGACAUCUGUGGGUAAUCUCGGUCCUAGUCUCGGCCGUUGUGGAUUGUUUGAAGAAAUUCAGAUUGGUGGUGAGCGGUUCAAUAUAUUUAGUGACUGCCCCCAGACGCAAACAUGCACGCUCAUUCUGAGAGGCGGGGCAGACCAAUUUAUUGCGGAGACAGAGCGGUCCCUGCACGACGCCAUCAUGGUAGUGAGGAGAACCCUAAAGAACGAGGCGGUGGUGGCUGGCGGCGGCGCAAUCGAGAUGGAGCUGAGCCGGUACCUUCGAGAGUAUUCGAGAACAGUUGCAGGAAAAUCGCAGAUGUUGAUUGCAGCAUAUGCGAAGGCCCUUGAAGCCAUUCCGCGACAACUUUGCGAGAACGCCGGCUUUGAUAGCACUAAUAUCCUUAACUUACUGAGGAACAAGCAUCACAACGGCGGCCUUUGGUACGGCAUCGAUAUUACUACUGAGGGAAUCGCUGACAACUAUCAACGUUUCGUUUGGGAGCCCGCCGUUAUGAAGAUAAACGUUUUAAAAGCUGCUGCUGAAGCGGCCUGCGUGGUCUUGACGGUGGACGAAACGGUCAAAAAUCCGAAGUGCCAAGACGACGUCUCGCAGCAGGCAGCACGAAAGGGCCGUGCGGGCGGAGUGCCACGGUAGUAGCGAAAGUACAGUUUAUUAACUGUUUAUAUUAAAACUUACUCAUGAUUCCAU